UCCUUCCCUCUUAACCAAACAAAGCUUAAUUUUUAGAAGGAAAGAAAUUAGACGCCUCCGCCUUUCCCUCUUUAAUAAUCUCUUCUCCGCCUCGCCCCGUCGCCCGUUGGUCGUCGCCUCUCCUCCUUCAUCGUGUUCCUGUUCGUGCACCGACGGGCUCAAGCUUCUCGCUCGCCGUGUUUCUUCUGAUUUCUGUGCUUCUCGCCGUCCUUCCUUUUGUGCUCGAGUUCUUUGCCCUCCGCCGUUGCCUCUUCCUCUUAGUGAUCGUGAGUUCUCGUGUUCUGCCUUCUUGCUCCAGGUUCGUCGCCUCUCCUAUUUUUCUCGAAUCUCGACUCUGUUGUGGUGUGCUUGAGAUUCGAACCUUAAUGUGCCUAUCGAAGAGAACAGCUGAGGUGAUGCUCUCAGUGUUUGCAAGAACUUCUCAACAUCCUUCUUAUCUUCCUCUCUUUCUCUGAAUCUCAAUAGAGACAUGGGUUUCUUCGACCUAAAUGUACCGUACCUAGAACGCUUGCCGACUGACAAGGCCACUCUUGAAAGACAACGUAUAAAGAUUGUCGUGAAGGCUAUGGAGUUGGGCUACACAGGAAUUGCUUAUAACCGUACAAUCAAGGGUGUGAUGUCUGAUAGCCACCGUUGCUGCAUUCCUCUACUCACCCUCUCGUCUCUCCUCAAGGUUGCUCCUUCUCUUUCCUUGUCUGUCAAGCUCCACCGUGACCUUCUAGGAAUCCCAUCAGCUGCCCCGUUCCGUCAGUAUACACGCCUUACUGUUUGCGUGGAGAACUCAUUGCAGGCUCAGGCUCUUAAUUCAGGAAAUCCCAUUUUGAAGACCUAUGAUUUGGUGGCCAUAAGGCCAUUGAAUCAGACUGUGUUUGAUCAAGCAUGUGAAAGAAUGGAGGUGGAUAUCAUUUCGAUAGAUUUCUCUGGCAAGUUGCCCUUUAGACUGAAGCAACCUAUGGUCAAAGCAGCUGUUGAGCGGGGAGUUUGUUUUGAAGUUAUUUACUCUGGUCUAAUCAUGGAUACUCAAAUAAGGAGACAGUUGAUAUGCAAUGCCAAGUUGUUGGUGGAUUGGACUCGAGGAAAAAACAUUAUAUUAUCAAGUGCUGCUCCUUCAGUUAAUGAGCUUAGAGGGCCUUACGAUGUUGCUAAUUUGUCGUCAUUACUUGGGCUUUCCAAGGAGAAAGCUAAAGCAGCCAUUUCUAAAAACUGUAGGACACUUUUAACAAAUUCCUUGAGGAAAAAGCAAUAUUACAAAGGGGCAAUAAAAGUAGAAGUUGGACCAUCUGCUGCAGCAUCUAAGUUUGAAGAAGCUUGGCAUAAUGAGUUGCUUAAGUGGGAUCCCAUCUCUAGUGGUGAAGGUGAUCUGCUAUUGGAUGACAUGGCCAAAUCAUUUUCUUUAUCCUGCAAGGCAUCAAGAACUACAAAAGCCAUUGACUUUGCUUCUGCAAUUGGCAGCAUUCCAUCUCAUGGUUUUCAAGUCGGGGACUUCUUAUCUGCUGCUAAUUCUGCCCCUACCUUCGUAGAUGAUAACGAUAAUUCCCUGCAUGUUACUGAAAAAGUAACUCCCUCAACAGCUGUGCUUAACAACCCAAUUGAGCAGUCAUCCACUCUUGACGUUUGUCCUGAAUCAGACAAAGGAUUAUCUGAUGCUCCAGCAAUACAUCAUGUUUCCCACUGUGACAGUGUUACACUGAAAAGUUGCACUAACGGCUCUUCUGGAGCUUUUAGAGUCACUAAAGAAAUAGAGACUCCAACAAGUGGUACAAAGUUAGAGUUCAAAUGUCUAAAUUAUAUAGAUGAAAAUUGCACCUAUUUAAAAGAAAAAACACAUGAAUAUGCAUCAGAUAAAUGCAUCACUAGUAUUGCAUUGGAUGGUAUAAUUCCAGAGGAGGAUGAGAAACUGGACACAUCCUCAGCAGAUGCCAAACUGGAGGGGACACACGAUAUUCAUGGGAUCGCCAAGAUGCAGGAAACUUGGCCAAAGGAGGAUAUUGUAAUAGGAGAGCGUACCGCCUUGGAGAUGAACCAAUCUAUAUGUGAAACUUCGAUGGCGGAUGAACAAUUUAAACGACAUGAAUCUGAAGCAAUUGAACUUGGUGAGAUGUCACAAAAAACAUGUCAUGAGGUACAAAUGGAAGAUGAUUGUUCAAUUGCAACGCAAAUAACAGCAAAUAUAACUAUGAAAGAUCAAAAGCAUGUGGAAGGUUGCAUUUACUCUCACCAGCAUGGCAAGGUUCAGUCUAUGCCAGGUAGAUCUAGAGUGAAGCGGGGGACAACGAGCGGAAUGCAUCUAUCACCUUUCAAGCGAUUAUUGAAUCCAAUGCCUUUCAAGAAGAAAGCUCAAAAAAUAAAAACUAAAACUAAGAUGAAAUAAUUGUGAUUAAUUUUCUUUAAUUUGCCUAGAUUCGAUCAAUUAUUAAUGUAUCCAUUUUAUUUAGUGGUGGAUAAUUAUACAAUCCCCAUGCUUAGCUUAUUUUGUUAGUGUAUUAAUACACUCGUCACUUUUCGGUCUAAUGUUCAUAUCAUUUUUUUUAACAA
This is a messenger RNA of Prosopis cineraria, 2535 nucleotides long. Its product is annotated as protein GAMETOPHYTE DEFECTIVE 1. Gene Ontology annotation, cellular component: nucleolar ribonuclease P complex. Gene Ontology annotation, molecular function: RNA binding. NCBI's taxonomy places the organism in Eukaryota, Viridiplantae, Streptophyta, Magnoliopsida, Fabales, Fabaceae. Gene Ontology annotation, biological process: tRNA processing. The coding region runs from base 470 to 2371 and encodes 633 amino acids. The record is from RefSeq and is a predicted model, not a curated record. The transcript is spliced from 8 exons.